AUGUUCGAAUGGUCAGAGAAGACGAAGAGACGGGUAGACCCAAACCCUAAAUCAUCAUCACCAUCUGAAGUGUCAAAACCCAAACCCAAGAUUGUCGUAGUAUCCCUUCCUUUUUUUCUGAUGUGUAUCUGGAUGAGUCACAAUCACCACCAUUGUAGAUAUAACAUAACCAUCAGCUCAAAUCUAAAGUUUCGAAUGAAGGUGACGAUAGUUAGGUUUCAUGCGACAUUAGGUUUUAGCGGGAUUGAUGAUGACGAUGACGGAUCACAACACAAAUGGUUUAAGCAUACAUGUAGCGAUGACGACUCUACGAGGUCACUUUCUUCGACGAGACGUCGAAUUCAAAUGUCGAUGGAAGUGGCUUCAACGUUGAUGGUUGGGAUAAAAGAUCGAUCGUUGAUUAGGGUUCUUGUAAUUCAUCAUCAUUUCGGAGUCGUAGAAGGUUUUUGCUCGAUAUGCUUAAUCUACUCUGUAGUGGCUUUAAGUUGUGGAACCCUAAUGAUGUUCUAUAGCCAUGAGGUUUUUGCAUUCAGUCAUGGCAAUGAAACUGCAAUUAAGCUAUUGGGAUCAACACCCCACGACCAAUUGUUGAUCAAAACCUCUGAUUCGUUCUCGGGUCUGCUUUUAUUUGCUGUUGGAAUUCUCCUGUUCAUGGUGGCAUUUGUGAAAGAUAGGGAUUUUCAGAGCUUUUUUGCUAAAGGGUGUGUUCUUCUUCAUAUUGCGAUGGCAGUUUGGAGGAUAUAUUUUGAGAGGAAGCUUGAAGAGCUUGGUCGUGAUUGGCUCAGGCUUGUUCUAGGUGAUUUUGUUUUGGCACUUUCGUGGGUGUUGUUUCUUGUGUACAGUUGGAGAGAAAAAUAUGAUUAG
Messenger RNA from Lactuca saligna, 864 nucleotides. The record is from the annotation of a GenBank genome assembly. Lineage: Eukaryota; Viridiplantae; Streptophyta; Magnoliopsida; Asterales; Asteraceae.